CUUCCCUGGCUGAGCAGCUCCGGAUCCUCAUCGCCCAUCCAAAUCCUCCCCGGACAGAGAGCGACUUGGCAAGGCCACCGAGCACGGGUGGGCUCACUGACCUGCUGGGAUCCUGUGGCUCCAGCCCCAACAUCAGAGGAGGGGAUCGGCUGCAGGACCAUUCCCAGCCCAGCCAGCACCCUCCUGGGGUGCAGGACACAGCUCCCCAUCUCUGCUCUGCCCUCCUCCGACCUGCCCUGAGGACGAAGCCAAAGCACAGGCAGCACGAUGUGGGCAGCCCCAGCGGCCAUCUCUCUCUGCCUCCGUUUCUCCGCAGACCUCGUGAAAGCAGCCGUGGUCACCCUGAUCUUCGGAGCUGUUCUGUCUGCCACCGAACAACACGCCGACCUCGGGGCACUGGUGUGUGACAUGGAGCCUGAGACCAUCACGGCCUCAGACCCCGGCAUCCUGGAGAACCUGAAGCUCUGCCCAGUGCUGACAGAGGCCCAGCAGGAUGCCAUCAACGCUGUGCUCCUUGGAGGGGGCACAGUGUAUGGGGAUCCUUCGAGCUGGGAUUUACGGACUCUGCAAAAUUUGGGGCCGCUCGUGCUGGCUUUGAACCAGACCACGCUGAGCUUGGUGGCUGAGGCAGUGCGGGAGGCUUUUGGCAGGAGCAUCGCAGCCACAUACAGCACCCAGGGACGUUCCCAGAGGGAGAAAUCCCUGACCCUCCUCAGGGCCUUCGCAGCAGCGUCGGCUUCAUCUCACCCCAGGCUGAAGAGGAGCGCAGACAGUGAAAAAUACCAUCUGCCUGACGUGCCCUCUCUGCCCACAGACUGCCUGUCCAGGCCCGUCACGGCCAGCACCAUCUCUGACUCCCUCUUAGUCCUUGACUACAGCACCAGCGAGCAGCUUGACCUCUGCCUGAGCAAUGAGGUCUUAAAAGCAAACCUGAAGCCUCUGCUGGAUCAGCCGCUCCCCAAGGAGUACCUCCAAGUCAUGAAAAAAAAGCUGGAGCAGAUUUACCCAUCGGGGAUCCCAGAGGACCAGCUGAAGCUGUUGGGGCCGCUGUCCCGCCAGUACACGGCGGAGGAGAUCAGCCAGUGGCAGGUGACAUCCAACGACACGCUCUUAGCCCUGCUCAACCCCUCGGAUGGCAAGUGGAAGGCUCCCCAGGUCCAGCAGCUUAUCGCCAGGUACCAGGCCCUGGGGGGCACCUUGACUGGGUCCUUGCUCCGGGAACUGGGUGGGAGAAACCUGUGUAACCUGCAGGAGGAGCAGAUCGAGGACAUACCUCCAGAAGCAAUCAGGACUGCAGGACAAUUAGACAUUUCUUCUUGUUCCCAAACCAAGAAGGACCAGCUCUACAGAAAAGCCCAGGAGGCCUUUGCUGGCCAGGCUGGCACCACCAGGGCGUAUUAUUGCCAGAUUUGGCCAUACCUGGGUGGAGCUCCAGCAAAGGACUUGAAAGACUUGGCUAAAGCUGGCGUUGCCAUAGACAUGGACAUCGACACCUUCCUUGCCCUAAAUCCCGAUGAGCUGCAGAAACUCAGUGUCAUGGACGUGAAAUCUUUGCUUGGGGAAAACCUCCGUUACCUGAAGGAAGCUGAAAAUGAGACCUCGGUGAUGCGCUGGGUGAAGAGACAGUCCCAACAGGAACUGGACUGUGUCCUGGGAAUCGACCUGCAAGGGGGGAUGGGGGAGCCCAGCCCCACGGCCACCCCUCCUCACCCCACCACCUCGGCCAGUAUCACCCCCACGGCCACCGUCUCUGUGCCCACCACCUUCCCCACUGUCCCCACCCCUACUGCCAUUAGCAGCCUCCCCUCCACUAAUUCAAGCACCAUCCCCAACAAGGCCCCCACGCCAAGUGCUAUCAGCCCGACCCCCCCUCACAACACUCCCCCACAGACUUCCACCACUGCCCCCAGUUCUGCUGGGAGUCCCCCUGCCACCUCCACCACCCAACCUGCUCCCACCACCAUUGUCCUAUGCUCCACCCACCAAUCUGCCACCCCAAAUAAGGUCACCCCCCCUGCUGCCACCCUCCUCACCACCAUCCUUGCCACUGUCAACCCCAACACCACCUCUCCCAGCUCCGUCCCACCCCCUGCUGUCACACAUGGGGCCACCACCACCAGCGUUGUUACUAACCCAACUCUUACCACCCGCAACACCAGUACCCCACUGGUGUCCAUGAACCCCCCAGCACCUGGGGUUACCAUCAACCCUGCUCCUGCCACCCGUAACACCAGUACCCCACUGGUGUCCACAAACCCCCCAGCACCUGGAGGUACCAUCAACCCUGCUUCCCCCCCUGCUGCCACCCUCCUCACCACCAUCCUUGCCACUGUCAACCCCAACACCACCUCUCCCAGCUCCGUCCCACCCCCUGCUCUCACACAUGGGGCCACCACCACCAGCGUUGUUACUAACCCAACUCUUACCACCCGCAACACCAGUACCCCACUGGUGUCCAUGAACCCCCCAGCACCUGGGGUUACCAUCAACCCUGCUCCUGCCACCCGUAACACCACCACACCGAGCAUCCACAGUGCUCCCAGCACCCUUGUCCCUAAAUCCACUUCUGCACCCGCUACCACCACAACCACAGAAAUGACCCUCCCUCCCCACAAGCCCUCCCCGACUCCUAACUCCAGUGUCUCCACCCAAGAGACUGUAGUCUCCUCCACGGCCAAGACUACAACGUUGGCUUGCAAGACCAGUGCCCCUCCAGCAUUUCUUGGCUCCUCUUCCACCACCACCAGCAGUGAGACCACUAAAAACCCACCUGCAGGUGUGCCAGAGCCACCAAGACCAACACCUGGUGGAUACAUCAACCUGCAACCUGAAGCUGGAUCAGGAUCCAGACUCUCCUCCUGCCUGGUGCUCGUACUGACGACAGCCUCACUGCUGCGAGGGCUUCUCUGACACGGCCACCUCCAGCCCCAAACUCACUGGAUCCCUCCUUUCAUUUCCACCAUCCUGCAAAAGAACGGUGCUGGCAAAUUCUCUGUGGAACAGCAGAAACCCAGGAAAGGAAUAGCAUUUGGCCAUUUGAUACCAGCACAGAAUUUGCUUAUUAAUUUUGAGGCUGGGCAGUGAAAGGAGGAGAGAUAUUUUUCCAACCCAAAGAAGCCCAAGAGGUACUUGUUAGCUAGUUGUUCUCUGUAAUACAAUCACCAGCAGCACUGACUGGUCUGACAAUGCAGACA
Molecule: messenger RNA, 3194 nt
Organism: Calidris pugnax (ruff)
Lineage: Eukaryota; Metazoa; Chordata; Aves; Charadriiformes; Scolopacidae
Product: mesothelin-like protein
Biological process (GO): cell-matrix adhesion
Cellular component (GO): cell surface
Source: RefSeq, a predicted model, not a curated record